UGCAGCGGCGGGCGCCCGGCCCUCAGCCCCUUCCGGUUGGCUGGCGCAUGGCGGCGGCCGGUGGCGCGGCGGGCCCGGCAGCCUCGCGGGAGCUGUUGGCACUGGGGCGCCGGGGAGGGCUGGAAGAAACUUUGUUGAUUAGUUCAAAAUGUAGCAGCAAGAAGGCCACAACUUUACAGACGGUUAGGGUGCCAAGGAGUAACCUUUUGGACCGAGUACAGAGCUUUUUACCGCAGAUGGCCCAUGCAAAUGAUGAGCUAAGAAGAAAAAUGGUAACAGCACCAGCUCAUCAGUUUGAUAUUGAAAAUCUAGAGAGUGCAACGGAAAAAGUUAUAGAAAUGAAUGUGGCUGUAGUUGAACUGAGUGAUUCUGAUACAGACGAAGAGCUACUAACUUCAGAAGAUGGCUCAGAAUCUGAAGAUGACUGUAUAACUGAUGAAGUUACAAUAGACAACAUUAAGUUUCCUAAACAAAAGGGAGAAAAGGGCAAAAUAGAAAUUUUGGAUAGCAAAGUGAAUGAGUAAAUCCAUUUUAUUUUACUUUAAAAAAAAGGCAAAAAACCCAAAUUGUGUUUUCUUACUUUGAAGACUUGGCCCUUAAAACUACCUUGUUUCCUAAUGUAGCAUCCUUCAGGAUCAUGUGAAAUGCCAUAGUUUACAUGGUGGAGAAUUCAGGAUCCACUCAUGACUGAGGCAGGCUGGAUUCCUGAAGAAUUAAGUACGGUUUUAUUCAUCAAACAACAUGAAAAUGAACUUCAUAGUAGGUUAGACUAAGAAAGCAGCUAGACUUUGGGGCACUUUGAACUACUUAAGUUAAAAUUCUUGUUCUCUUGCUUUGCUGAAAAUUAUUUUUGUAGUGUGCUAGAAGAAGUUUUUGCUUCAAGGGCAGGAAAGAAUUAACUAGGGAAAAAAGCUUAGUUUUUUUAUAUUCCAUGUCCUGUGAAGUGUUAUGUACAGUGUCUUCAUUAUUAAACAUUAUCUUAAAGUACAUGA
Phalacrocorax carbo (great cormorant) is the source of this 992-nucleotide messenger RNA. The record is from RefSeq and is a predicted model, not a curated record. Lineage: Eukaryota; Metazoa; Chordata; Aves; Suliformes; Phalacrocoracidae.